ACGCGAUAAAUGCGCGGUCACACGCGGAUAAUAAAAACAGGAAAAAAACACAGUAAGAAGUAGUGCAAAUGCUUAAAAAAUUAUUGCAAAUACAAUGUCAAGCAGCGGCGACUAGAAUCAGUGAAAUAAAGGCUGAAACUCCAUGCAAAUUUGUUGCAAAAUCAUAAAGACGAGAACGCCAUUUACCAGCCGCGGUCCAGCGAGUGCGCGUGUAGAACUCUUUGCCGGACAGACGGAGAGAGAGAUAUUGUGUGUGUGUGAGAGCGAGAGAGCGCCGCCGCCAAAGCUGCACAACACAUACACGACUCUUGGCCUGUCAGACACUUCGCGGUCGGUUCGGUCGGCUGAAACAAGCAAUAUUACGGGCGAAAAUCCUCAAAAAAAGUGCCUACAAAUUUUGCAUUAAACAAUUCGGAGUGCGCAAGAGAUUCUUUCAGUGUUCACGCUAGCAUUGGGCGUCCAGUUGAACGUGCAAAUCCAACGCAUAAAAUCGGAUACCAAAAAAAAAAAUGAAGAAUAGCAUGGAAACGAUGGAGUUCCAUUAAGUUUCCGGGUGGUUCGGAAACGUUUCUGCUGGGAGCCGAACGAAAAAUAUAAAAAAAAAAACGGCAGAGAAAAAAGUUCGAAAAAAAACAAAAAAAAAAAAAGUAAUAUAACAACAAGAGCAAUAAAAACGCUUGCAAAAGAAAUUUGCUACGCUGCCUGCCUGCCUGCCUCACGUUCACGUUCGGGCUCGCCUCGCCGCUAACCGGAAGGACGGUAGGAAACGCUGUGCCGGGGACGAGGACGAAGACGACGAGGACACCACUCACCUCACUCCUGCUCCUGCUUCUCCGCCCUUUCUCUGUCAUCCGGGAAACAAGAAGAACUAUUUGCGCUGGCUCCCAUAGCAAAUUCAACGCUGUCGCUGUCGAAACCCGGAAUUAUUCAUCUUACCAUUAUUGGGAGUGUUUUAGCCGGCACACAAUCAUUGCUGUCCCACAACCAUAAAUAACAACAUGUAUCCCCAACCGGUGCGUCACCCCGCGGCCGGGGGACCACCACCUCAGGGCCCAAUCAAAUUUACCAUCGCCGAUACAUUGGAACGCAUCAAGGAGGAGUUCAAUUUUCUGCAGGCACAAUACCACAGCAUCAAAUUGGAGUGCGAGAAGCUGGCGAACGAGAAGACGGAGAUGCAGCGCCAUUAUGUUAUGUAUUAUGAGAUGUCCUAUGGCCUUAAUGUGGAGAUGCACAAGCAAACGGAGAUCGCCAAGCGCCUCAAUACACUGAUCAAUCAGUUACUUCCAUUCCUACAGGCCGAUCAUCAGCAACAAGUGCUGCAGGCGGUGGAGCGUGCGAAGCAGGUCACCAUGCAGGAGCUCAAUCUGAUUAUUGGGCAUCAGCAGCAACAUGGAAUACAACAACUUUUACAGCAAAUACACGCACAGCAGGUGCCAGGCGGACCGCCACAGCCGAUGGGUGCAUUGAAUCCGUUUGGUGCAUUGGGUGCCACCAUGGGACUGCCGCAUGGGCCACAGGGUUUGCCCAAAGCGCCGCCAGAUCAUCAUAGGCCGGACAUAAAGCCCACAGGGCUGGAGGGACCAGCAGGCGCCGAAGAGCGUUUGCGCAAUUCAGUUUCACCAGCGGAUCGUGAAAAAUAUCGCACACGCUCGCCGCUGGACAUUGAAAACGACUCGAAGCGUCGGAAAGAUGAGAAGCAACAACUGCAAGACGAUGAAGGCGAGAAAAGCGAUCAAGAUUUAGUCGUAGAUGUUGCAAAUGAAAUGGAAUCCCACUCUCCACGUCCCAAUGGCGAACAUGUGGAGGUACGCGAUCGUGAAAGCCUCAAUGGCGAACGUCUGGAGAAGCCCAGCAGUAGUGGCAUCAAACAGGAACGUCCGCCCUCGCGCUCUGGCUCCAGCUCGUCACGUUCCACACCCAGCCUCAAGACAAAAGAUAUGGAAAAGCCGGGCACUCCGGGCGCCAAGGCACGAACACCGACACCAAACGCUGCCGCACCAGCACCAGGCGGUGUUAAUCCUAAACAAAUGAUGCCACAGGGACCACCGCCAGCCGGAUAUCCGGGGGCACCGUAUCAGAGACCAGCAGAUCCCUACCAGCGUCCACCAUCGGAUCCAGCCUAUGGACGACCGCCACCAAUGCCGUACGAUCCGCAUUCGCAUGUGCGAACAAAUGGCAUUCCACAUCCCUCAGCCCUGACGGGUGGAAAGCCUGCAUACUCUUUCCAUAUGAACGGUGAGGGUAGCCUACAGCCGGUGCCAUUCCCGCCGGAUGCGCUGGUAGGCGUUGGUAUACCUCGGCACGCCCGUCAGAUCAAUACGUUAUCGCACGGUGAAGUCGUCUGCGCCGUGACAAUUUCAAAUCCUACAAAAUACGUUUAUACGGGCGGCAAGGGGUGCGUCAAGGUCUGGGACAUCUCACAGCCGGGCAACAAGAACCCCGUCAGUCAGUUGGAUUGCCUGCAGCGCGACAAUUAUAUACGCUCGGUGAAGCUACUGCCCGAUGGCCGAACGCUGAUUGUGGGCGGUGAGGCAUCGAAUCUGUCGAUAUGGGACCUGGCCAGCCCAACGCCCAGAAUUAAGGCCGAAUUAACCUCAGCGGCGCCCGCCUGCUAUGCGCUGGCCAUCAGCCCUGACUCGAAGGUGUGCUUCUCGUGCUGCAGCGAUGGCAACAUUGCCGUAUGGGAUCUGCACAACGAGAUAUUGGUGCGCCAGUUCCAGGGACACACCGAUGGUGCCUCGUGCAUUGACAUCAGUCCGGAUGGUUCGCGAUUAUGGACGGGCGGUCUCGACAAUACAGUGCGCUCGUGGGACCUGCGCGAGGGCCGCCAACUGCAGCAGCACGAUUUCAGUUCUCAAAUAUUCUCGCUUGGCUACUGUCCCACAGGCGACUGGCUGGCUGUGGGCAUGGAGAACUCACAUGUGGAAGUACUGCAUGCAUCGAAACCGGACAAGUAUCAACUGCAUCUGCACGAGAGCUGUGUACUGUCGCUGCGAUUUGCCGCCUGCGGCAAAUGGUUCGUUUCAACCGGCAAAGACAACCUGCUUAACGCAUGGCGAACACCAUACGGUGCCAGCAUAUUCCAGUCGAAGGAAACAUCAUCCGUACUUAGCUGCGACAUAUCAACUGACGACAAAUACAUUGUGACGGGCUCGGGCGAUAAGAAGGCUACUGUCUACGAAGUUAUUUAUUAGAAGAUCCUACUCCUCCUCCUACACCACACCAAGCAGUUUUUUCAUUUUGUAAUAAGCGCGUAUAGUUUUUAUUACAUUAAAAAAAAAAAACAAAAACAACACACACCACACAACCACACACACACACAUACAAAAUGUUCGAAA
This is a messenger RNA of Drosophila obscura, 3338 nucleotides long. RefSeq names its product protein groucho (gene gro). The transcript has 14 exons. NCBI's taxonomy places the organism in Eukaryota, Metazoa, Arthropoda, Insecta, Diptera, Drosophilidae. Gene Ontology annotation, molecular function: transcription corepressor activity; protein binding. The coding region runs from base 999 to 3194 and encodes 731 amino acids. Gene Ontology annotation, cellular component: nucleus; transcription regulator complex. Gene Ontology annotation, biological process: regulation of DNA-templated transcription; negative regulation of canonical Wnt signaling pathway. The record is from RefSeq and is a predicted model, not a curated record.